Messenger RNA from Eriocheir sinensis (Chinese mitten crab), 4775 nucleotides. Its product is annotated as neurotrimin-like. Gene Ontology annotation, cellular component: neuron projection membrane. The transcript is spliced from 11 exons. NCBI's taxonomy places the organism in Eukaryota, Metazoa, Arthropoda, Malacostraca, Decapoda, Varunidae. Gene Ontology annotation, biological process: synapse organization. The record is from RefSeq and is a predicted model, not a curated record. Bases 995 to 1912 code for a protein of 305 amino acids.
GGUGGGGUGCGUGUGUAGGCAGGGAGGGAUUGUGUGUGUGUGUCCGUUGCCGCCGACACUGCCAGGGUUUGUGUCCCCGCGGCGCCGUGCCAGGCUUAGUAGGACGUCUUGUCGCAUCCUUCAUCACCCGCCCGUGGGGCCGCAACCUGUGGUGACGAGUGUCGGGCUGCCGUCGAGAUGCUGCGCCCGUGAGAGGAAGACAAACUUGCGUCUGUGAAGUUAUAAACUGUCUCGGUGAUGCUUCACUGUUGUGUGUGAGUGGCGACUGUCCUGUGUGCGCGGCAAUGCGGCACUCUAGGCUGUAAACGAUUCAUACACACAAUAUAUUCAGUAACGGUUCAUGCACAGUGAGCGUACAUGUGUAUGCAUGUAGCUAGGCGACGCAUACGAGGCAGCGCUGUCACACGGUGAGUCGCCUUGCUUCCCGCAGGAGUACACAGACACACGCAGCGGCCGCCGUGCCGUGUUAGCCGCCCCGGCACCGAGGCAUGAGUCAAGGGCGUAAGUGUCACCCGAGGCCCGCCGCUGCGCCACCGGGACGCCUCGCGGCCGCACUUUAAGGGCAGAGUGAGGGCGAGUGGGAGGACACAGCGGGCCAUUAGCUUCGCCAUCCGACCGAAGAGGCGCAAAAGUGACUGUACAACUUACUCUAACGAGACAGUGACCCUUCGGCUCCCUCGUGUGGGCCCAGUGCCUGCGUGUGCCGUCAGGGGAAGGCCGGAGCGAGGCUGAGAGGCGGGGAGGCUGUGAGUGCUUAGCAGGCCCCAAAGUACCUCCUUAACGCCCCUCCUCGUCGCUGCCUCCUCGUAUCCUCCCAUCAUCUCCUCCUAUGCGGAUUGGCUCUCCCAGCAAACAAGAGUAAACAACGAGACAGGAUGCUGCGCGGAGGCUGAGGAGGCGCCCGUCUUGACCUGGAGGCGUCCUUAAUAUCCUGCAGGACUCCCAUCACCCCUAGGACUCCUUCCCCCGCCCCCCCAACGCCCCCGGAGCCCAGAUGACCCGCCUCCUUCAGCUCCUCCUGCGCCUCCUCCUCAUGUGGAGAGGGGUCAAGGGCGCGGCGCUCCCAGUGUUCCCGAGCUUCCUGCCGCCGCUGACCUCGACCUUAGUGGGCCCCGCGGAGGACCUCACCACCUACCCCGACCCCGACACGAUCUUCACGCAACAGAACAACACGGAGUUACGGUCGCAGGUCGGCACCACGGCGGUCCUUCACUGCAUCGCGCACAACGUCGGGGAAAACACGGUGUCAUGGAUCAGGCGCCGUGACUACCACCUGCUGACGGUCGGUUCGCAGGCCUACAGCAGCGACGACAGGUUCCAGGUCCGCUACGUCAAGCAGGAAAACGACUGGCAGCUACACAUCCGCUACGUCCAGGUGCGCGAUGACGGCGUAUACGAGUGCCAGGUGUCGUCCCACCCGCCCGUCAGCCUCUUCUCCACGCUGAGGGUGCUGGAGGCGACGUCGGAGAUUCUUGGAGGCCCCGAGAAGUACAUGACGGUGGGCAGCUCCUUGAGGCUCGUGUGCGUGCUUCGGGACAACACCCAGCCGCCCAGCUACGUCUUCUGGUACCAUGACGAGCAGAUGAUCAACUACCAUUCCACCAGAGAGGUGAGAGUGGAGAACAAUGGGGGUCUGAGCGUCCUCUUUCUGAGCAACGUGCGGCCAGCUGACUCCGGGAACUACACGUGCGCCCCCUCCAACGCACGCCACUCCCAUAUCAACAUACACGUGCUGAAAGGAGGCGAGACCCCGGCCGCCAUCCACUCCGGGGCCUCCUCAGUGCCGUGCCCCGUCCUCGUCCUGGCGCUGCUGCUGUGGCUGGGCUCAGGACUCCUCACGGCCUCCUCAUCCUCCUCAUCCUCCUGUACCUCGACCGUGGUAGCCCGUGGUCUGGGUCUGGCCGUGACCUAAAACCUCUAAGUCUCAUUACUACAAAAAAGACAGACAUCAGAUUCAUCUCCAGCCCCCCCAGCAUCCCAGCAUCCUCCUCCUGUACAGAUGCCGCUUCUUCUGCUACUGCUGCCGCGCCUCCUCCUGCUACCCGGCGGCCACUCCAGGAACAUGCCGCCCUCCGGAGCAACAUCUAGCUACUCGUCCCUCCAUGCCACUCCACCUCACUCCACGCACUCCUCACCAGUCCAUGUUUUUUAUAGAAGUCUCGUGUGCAUGGGGUCAGGUGGAUGAUGUAGGGAUGUGGUGGAUGAGUGGAUGAAGGGAGGCUGUGCAGUGGUGGUGGUGGGGGUGGAUAGGGGGUGGAGUUAGUGUGGUGUGGGUGAAUGUGGAUGAUGGUGGGUGGAGGGAUGUGGAGGUGGUGGACUCACUCGCUCUUUCUAAAUACUGAGUUGUUGUUUAGUUAUGUAUAUGUAUGAAGAGAGAGAGAGAGAGAGAGAGAGAGAGAGAGAGAGAGAGAGAGAGAGAGAGAGAGAGAGACUACAUUUUCCAUUUUCUACUCAAAACUCUAUUAUUGCAUUCAUUUCUUUGAGGUAAGUUCAUUAUUCUAGGUUAACUAAGAGAGUGGAUGACCUGAGUGUUUAUAUGCGUGGAUGAACAGAAUCAAAACAACCCAGCCCAGCACCCCUUAGCAAGGUUAUGUUGUGUACCUUUAGGAAACCGUUUUAAGGAGAUUAUGUUACGUGCAGCUACGAACAAAACAAUAUCGACUUUUCUGUUUAUUCCUCGUGACUUGGUGGGCCCUUUCUGGACGGCGAGACACAGUGGGUAGGGGAAGGAGAGUGUGACUUGCAGGGCGGAAAGGACCCAUCGAUUUCCUUGUGACUCGGUGGCACUUUUCUACUCGGCGAGACACAAUAGGUAGAAGGAGGAGGAUGUGACUUGCAGGGCGGAAAGGACCCACCGAGUUAUGAGAUUUGAGUAAGGUGGACAUUUUUUUUUUUUUUUUUUUUGCAGCUCUGUCUUUAUGUAUGAAUGUGUAUGUUUUAAAGUAACUGCCAGUGAUAUGGUUGGGGCUAUAGGAAUAUAACUAACUAAACCGGUAACUUUAUAACCUAAAAAAAUAUAUAAAUAAACAAACUUCACCUGAGAUUAGGAGAGAGAGAGAGAGAGAGAGAGAGGGAGGGAGAGAGAAAGAGAAACAAAUCAUCAUCAGUCACCAAUUCAUUAACCUGUAAAAAAAUAACGGAGCAUUCAGGUGUACAAUCUUUAGGGGUCUGGUUUUAAUCCCUUUUGUUAACUCUAGUGAUUUAAGGUGUGUGUGUACUCCAGGAACUGAUAUGAUACGACUUAAGCACCUUUGUUUGUAUAGCGUGUGUCAAGACUUCAUUAACCUGGAGAGACCUUGUAAAUACCACGUCAUACCUUUCGUUCAAGACUCUCGUUCGUGACUUACAAGCAUCCGCCAUCACUUGCGUAAAAAAAAAAAAAAGCAAUCCCAGGUAAUUGACACCAACGCUGCUCCCACGCACCUCCACCCACCUGCCCCACCUGUUCACUCCCCACCCCCCAGUAACCCACCUAUCCCACACACUGACAGGUACAUUCCAACGCUUCAUUUUUAACCCCGUAACCCCUUUCUCGCUGGAGUUACGCGCCAUUACAUUUAUUUCAGCCAUCAGGUCAGGCUACACGCGCCAUACCUCAGCCCUUUCUUUGCCCUUUCUCUCCCUGUCCGCCUUUCUGCCAGUCCUCCUUCUCAUUUUCUUUACGACUCUUUCAUUGCCUCUGCUACUACUACUACUACUACUACUACUACUACCACUACCACUACUACUACUACUACUACUACUACUACUACUACUACUACUACCACCCCUCACACACACACAUAUAUACUAACACACAGCAACAGUCCCUAACAACAACAACAAAAUCGUAAAUCAUCCACGAACAUCAAAGCCACCUCAUAAAAUUCCUCUUAACGAGUAAAUAUAUAAAUAAUAAAAGUAAGUAAACAAUGAGACUCACACACCGACCUCUUUAAAUAGCCAGACAUACAUUAAACGUAAAAUCCAAUUCCAGGUUAAGUGAACGUGUUUUUAUGGACAUUCUAAAGGUACUAUAUGGUGUCUCAUUCUCAAAUACCCCCUUUAUGAACCCCAAACGUGUCCUUUUCGUGUCCUAAAGGGUGUGAAAGUCCCCGGAUGUCCCAAGGGUGUGGAGGUGUGGCGUGGAGCAGGUGGUAGUGUCGCCAGGUGUCCUAAAACAAGCUCAGGUGUUCAGGAUUGGCUUUGCAUCUGAGACUGGACACGCGAGACAGGUGGCGGGCAGGUGAGAGGCGCCAUAUUGGUGCUCCUCGGCCGUCUGGGUCAUGAUAGUGAUUUGUGUGACGUCGUUAAGUGUUAAACGUUGCUCAAUCGCCCCGAAAAUAUUACUCUCAAAAAAAUGUCCUAGCUUGUAUUUUUGUACAUAAUGAAAACUACUUCAUUACCACUCCCACGUAGCACCAGCGAGCAGCCUGCCCCCCCUCCCCCUCCCCCCGCCCCCCCGCCCCCACCCCGGCCCCCCACACACAUUACACUCUUAAUCUUGAGCGGAAUGGAAAGGUUUUCAAUAUUUAUACACAGCAGAUGGUCGAGUUUACUGUCUAAGCCACAGUUUCUCUAAUAUAUGUUCUCUCCUCUACCAGCGUUUCUACUGCACUCUGGAUUACGUUCUGUCUCUCCUCCCACGUGCUGUAGGGAAUGCGAUGGGUACUUUUUGUAAUGUAUCGUACUGUAGGGACAGCACACAGGUAGUGCAUCGCUGUGAUAGAUGGAAUUAUCAUUGUUAAAAUAAAUGUUUUCGCAAUUUCCUUCUGGGGUCGCGAAUAAUAUGACGA